Elaeis guineensis (African oil palm) is the source of this 2860-nucleotide messenger RNA. RefSeq names its product mechanosensitive ion channel protein 2, chloroplastic. Gene Ontology annotation, biological process: transmembrane transport. The record is from RefSeq and is a predicted model, not a curated record. Gene Ontology annotation, cellular component: membrane. Lineage: Eukaryota; Viridiplantae; Streptophyta; Magnoliopsida; Arecales; Arecaceae.
AGAAAAAAACAGACAACAGAAGGAGGAGACGGGGGAAUUGUCAUCACCUACGCGGCGAACGUUAUCGACAUCGCCGCCCAUUUUGGUCUCUUUUGGUUGCGGUGCCCUUCUCCGAUUCGCCUCGUUCGCUUCCUCUCCGACCCCAGCUCCUCCUUUCCCUGUUCCACGAAUUUUAGAAAUUAAUCAGUAAUCUUCUUGCUUGAUUUUGCGACUAUGUACGAAUAGUCGUGGGGAUCAAUUUGUGCUUCGCUUCCAGAAGAGGUUUCAAGGUCUUGUGGUGUCCGUGAUGCAUAUAUUUUAGCCUCUUAAUUCGCACUAAUAGAAACUUGCGACUAUUAUUUGAAAAUUUUGGCAAGAGGACAACUUCUUGCUGCCAACAUAUUGGCUAUUUCAUUUCUUUGUUCUCUAGAUCAUGGCUAUUGGAGCAUCCUUGCAGUUGUUCUAUGAGUUUGGUGUCAUCAAAAGAUUUGGACAGGCUAACCAAUUUAAGUGUUCAGAAAUGAGGAGUUGGCGCCAUUUACCAAGUGUUUCCUUUUCCUCCCGUGCUUCACGACAGGAUGUUUGGAGUGUCCAUGUUUUAGACAGGAUAUACAAGCCAAUGCUCACUCUUCCAUGUGAAUACAAUAUUUUCAUGUGCCAAUCUUUUGCCAUACCAAGCUCUGCAAAUGGCAUCCCUCUUCUGAAAAGUACCACCUUGGCUUUGACAAGGUCAUACAAUGCACUGCUCACAAGCCCUUUUCCUAUCCAACUAGUGCCAGCAGUUGGAAUAAUUGUUUUUGCUGUCUGGGGUCUUGGACCAUUCAUGUAUUCCAUCAGAAGCUUGUUUCACAAUGACCAUAACUGGAAAAAGAGUAAGACGUAUCAUGUUUCUACCUCAUAUCUUCGACCACUUCUGCUUUGGACUGCGGCAACACUCAUAUGCAGGGUACUUGAUCCAGUUGUUCUCCCAUCAGAAGCAAGCCAGGCAGUAAAGCAACGUCUUUUGAGCUUUGUGAGAUCUUUAUCUGCUGUGCUGGCUUUUGCGUAUUGUCUAUCAAACUUAAUUCAGCAAACGCAGAAAUUCUUUAUGGAGACACGUGGUUCUGAUGAUGCAAGAAAUAUGGGUUUCCAAUUUGCUGGUAAAGCUGUGUACACUGCAGUUUGGGUUGCUGCAUUUUCUUUAUUCAUGGAGUUGCUGGGUUUUUCUACCCAGAAAUGGAUCACUGCAGGAGGUUUCGGAACAGUCCUGCUGACUCUCGCUGGUCGUGAGAUAUUCACAAACUUCCUCUCAAGCAUGAUGAUCCAUGCAACACGUCCUUUUGUUGUGAAUGAAUGGAUUCAGACUAAGAUCGAAGGCUAUGAGGUUUCUGGUUCUGUUGAGCAUGUAGGUUGGUGGUCUCCAACAAUUAUAAGAGGUGAGGAUCGUGAAGCAGUCCAUAUUCCUAACCACAAAUUCACAGUAAAUGUUGUGAGGAAUCUCAGCCAGAAGACUCAUUGGCGUAUUAAGACCCAUCUUGCCAUUAGCCACUUGGAUGUCAAUAAAAUUAAUAAUAUAGUGGCAGAUAUGCGGAAAGUCUUGGCAAAAAAUCCUCAAAUAGAACAGCAGAGGUUGCAUAGAAGAGUGUUUCUGGAAAAUAUCAACCCUGAAAAUCAAGCUCUUUUGAUUCUCAUAUCAUGCUUUGUGAAGACGUCACAUUUUGAAGAGUAUCUUUGUGUCAAGGAAGCCAUUUUGCUAGAUCUCCUCAGAGUGAUCAGUCAUCACCGAGCCAGGCUUGCCACUCCAAUUCGCACGGUGCAGAAAAUAUACGGUGAUGCAGAUCUGGAGAACAUUCCUUAUUCUGAGACCAUCUUUACUCGUUCUGCUACUGCCACCAACCGUCCAUUUCUUCUUAUUGAGUCCUCACUAAGAGUGAAUGGAGAUGACAAAGCUAAAUCCCAUACAACAGCACGGACUAAUGAAGAGCACAAAUCAAAAGCUGCCACUGCAUCAGAGUCCAAGGUCACUCCAUCUGACAAUUCUGACAAGCAGCAAAAGAAGAAGGCAAACUCAGGAGACACUCGUUCAAAAAGUAAUAUGGCUGACCCUGCAACAGCACCAUCAUUGAGUUCACCACCGCUUGAAAGCUUGGAUUCGGUAGGGUCUACCUCCAAAGCUGGUGAGAAGCCUACAUCAUCAGAUGCUGUUGGUGAACAGGUGGAUGAUACCAGUCCAAUUCAUGCUAAAAACGAAGGUGAAAGGGUGCCUACUGCAGCAUCCCCAGUACUCAGGCCCGCCUUUGAAGAUAACAUUGUCCUUGGUGUGGCUCUUGAGGGGUCAAAGCGAACGCUCCCAAUCGAAGAAGGGUCAGAAGCAAAUGAAUUGGAUAAGAAUGGUUCUUCUUGUACAAAGGAUAGGGAGAAACAGAUUCCAGCACUGCCUGGUCAAGCAAAGGUAGAUCAGAGGGAUCAAGAGAGGUGACAACAAUUACAUUUGUUUCAGAUGAAGAUGCAACACUGCUAACACUGUUUGGAGGCUGUUUUUUAUGAACAGGCCGGUCAGAAGCAGCUGUACAUGCUGUGAUAAAUAGCAGUGUUUCUUAUCAUUGUUCUCAAAGUAUUAAAUUUUUAAUUGCCGCGUGGUUGUUAUUUAUGGACUGUCCUCUCGCACGGCAUAAUCUGAUCAAUUGGUCAAUGAUUUUGAUCAUGAUAAGUGUUUGAGCUUAUGAUGACAUGUGUAUUAUCUCCCAUAAAGCCUUUUUUUUUGGCCUUUUUGGGAGAAAAUGAUCUUCUGUAAUAGUACGUUGUCAAAGGAGGUGUAAUUAUAAUUUAAUUUGGACAACUGUAUUCCAAGGUGGUAAAUGGAUGGUAUAGUAAGAAAAAAAAAAUGGUUUGCAUUUAAAUU